Messenger RNA from Acytostelium subglobosum LB1, 837 nucleotides. RefSeq lists its product as hypothetical. The record is from RefSeq and is a predicted model, not a curated record. NCBI's taxonomy places the organism in Eukaryota, Evosea, Eumycetozoa, Acytosteliales, Acytosteliaceae. The transcript has 4 exons. The annotation marks the transcript as partial.
AUGAUAUCAUCAUAUAGAAUAAGAUUGAUUGUGUCGUUAUUGACAUUAUUAUGUUUAUUUAUAACAUUGUCAACAAGUACAACAAUCAAUCUCAAUCAUAAACAUAAACCUACACAUAAACCAACAGUUACACCAACAGUCACACCUACACCAACAGUUACACCUACACCAACAACAGGAAUAUCACUAGACAUUCAUUUACAACUUGAUAAUGAUACCUAUGAGUUGGUAAUAGCAUACAACAAUGAGAUACAUCAACUUGCGCCAAGUGAUCAAAUCAACCUAGGCAAGACAUCACUUCCACACAUCACUCUCUAUCUUACAGAGUUCAAUCAAUCAUUCAUAUCUGAUAUCCAAAAAGAAGUUCAAAGUAUUCUUGGUAGUCUAUCAGUGAAGGCAUUGAGUUGUCAUAUUAACUGUAGUGAAGUGGUCGUUAGUGGACAGUAUGGAAUGUGGAACAUUGAGAUCACUGAAUGUCUUCAAUACAUGUCAGACCUAAUAGUAAACACAACUUACAAGUAUAUAAUCCCUAAUCAACCAAUACCAGAAUGGGUAUAUGAACUACCAGAGCCAUUGCGAUCAGAGAAGAUAGCGAUGAUAAAGACUUAUGGUUCACCAAACGUGUUCUCUCAGUUCCAGCCACAUAUCACAUUGGCAUGGGACGAAGUAGACAAUUUGAACAAGACAUUUGAGGCGAUGAACAUCCAGCCGACAGAGUUCAUCUCACCCAGCUUGGGAAUUGGUAGCGUUGGAGACUAUGGCACUGUGUUGAACAAUGAAUAUGGACUGUUCAGUUUCCAACAACCACAACAACAGACAACAACAACACAAUCUGAA